AUGUCUACAUCACAACCCCAAGAACCCUCUCCGAUGCACGAUCCCCGCGAAGCAGACUACGAGCGCUUCAAGAAAUACGCCGCAUAUACCUUCCUCCUCGCCUCCCCCGUGCUCAUUGCCCUCCCUCCCCGCAAAUUCGACCAUCUCACUGUCCUCCUCGCCAGCGCCUUCGCCAUCUCCGCAAACCACAUCACGCGCGAGCAAACAGGGCGUAGUAUCGUCCAGCGCAUCGAGGCCCGGAUCGCCCGUCCCCACAUCCUGCGCGAACUCCCCAGUGAUCGGGCAGAGGAGAUCCAUGCGCGCUUACGGGCUGCGCGGGAGGCGCAACUUCGGGAAGCGGAGCUGUCGGCGAAGAAGGGCUCUGUGAGCGAGGAAGUGGAGAAGUUGAAGGCGCGACAGUUGCAGGAACAGGGUGUUGUGUCGAGGGUGUGGUUGGGCGGGGAGGAGGAAGGUUGGAUGGAGAAACGGUUGAGAAAGGAAAAGGAGGCGUUGGAGGAAGGGAAGGGAUAUGGAGAUUUGAUCUACGAGCAUAUUUGGGAGGUGUGGAAUUGGGGGAAGAAGGUCGAUGAAGAUGAAGACGAUGAUUGA
Molecule: messenger RNA, 588 nt
Organism: Penicillium diatomitis
Lineage: Eukaryota; Fungi; Ascomycota; Eurotiomycetes; Eurotiales; Aspergillaceae
Exons: 1
Coding region: 1-588 (195 amino acids)
Source: RefSeq, a predicted model, not a curated record